Messenger RNA from Diabrotica virgifera virgifera (western corn rootworm), 3683 nucleotides. It is a transcript of the gene side, whose product is annotated as hemicentin-2. The transcript has 14 exons. The record is from RefSeq and is a predicted model, not a curated record. Gene Ontology annotation, molecular function: protein binding. Lineage: Eukaryota; Metazoa; Arthropoda; Insecta; Coleoptera; Chrysomelidae. Bases 183 to 2570 code for a protein of 795 amino acids.
CGUGUGUUCGAACUGUGACUUAGUUUUAUAUGCGCCCGGGGUAGCCUGCAGUGCACAUACAUAGAGAUUAUGUCGCUACCGUGAAUAAACGCGCCAAAGACGCGAAUUAAAUGAAAGGUGCAUUAUUUUUAUAAGUGGCGAACUUUCCGGUAAAUGCUGUCGUCGCAUGAUGGGGUAGCAAAAUGCGGGGGCAAAUUUGCUAUUUUGGUUCUGACUGGUUGGUGUUGUUUUUGUUCUUUGUGAAUUUUAAUGAAGUGUUGUGCCUGGAUACAAAGGAGUUUCAAAAGACUUUACCAGCUCGUCUUGUUUGGGGCGUACCUGGAAAAGACGUGGAAUUACCUUGUGAUAUAACUCCAGCCCUUCCCAAUGAUAACGUUACAAUGCUUUUUUGGUUUAAGGAUAAUUUAGGAAUGCCUUUGUAUAGUUUGGAUGCAAGGGAUGGUCCCAUUGAUAAAGCGUCUCAUUUGGCUAUGAGUGAUGACUUGGGUUCACGAAGUUAUUUUAUAACUGAAGAUGAACCCUCAAAAGCUAGACUUAGGAUACAAAAUGUAAAUAUGCACGACCAAGGAGUCUUUAGAUGCCGGGUAGACUUUGUCAAUUCUCCGACAAGAAAUUACCAGGUUAAUUUAACAUUAGUAGCUCAACCGUCAGCUCCUAGAGUAUUUGACGCAGAAGGCCGGGAAAUUAAAGUCGGCCAUCCCGCAGGACCUUUUUUGGAAGGACGUGAAUUGUUUUUAUCCUGUCAAGUUACAGGCGGUCGCCCAAAACCCACUUUAACUUGGUGGUACAAUGGUACAAUUUUGGACAGUGUGAUAGACUCAAGUCGUGAGUCGUUUACGACUGUCAAUCAACUUGUGAUAGCCUCUACUCCGAGGUACCUUAAAGGAGCUCACUUUGAGUGUCGAGCUUCUUCUUCAGAGACUGCUGGAUAUAUUUCCAGGGAAAUACCGAUAACAGUAUUUUUGAAACCCAAUAAAGUAAAAAUAGUGAGUCCCAACGAUUUGCUGUCCAUCAGUAAGUCGCAAAACGUAAGAUGCGAGACGUCCGGUUCUUAUCCACCUGCCAAACUAACAUGGCUACUUGAUGGAAGGGCCAUUAGGAACGCUGUUGUUACUGAGGAAGAGACCGAAAGUUUCACAGGAAGCAUUUUGUCGCUUAAUGUGGCAGUAGAAGACGACGGCAAGGAUCUGGUGUGUCGAGCAGACAAUCCUAGAUUUCCCGGGGGAUAUGCCGAGGAUCGGAGACAAAUACAUGUUGCUUAUCCUCCUAGGGUAUCAGUGCAACUUGAAGCAGGAUUACAUUCUCCUGUCAAGGAAGGUACGGAUCUGACGUUAUUGUGCAAAAUUUCCGCCAGUCCAACUGCUGAAGGUUACAGCUGGUAUCAUGACAGUCAUUUGAUUCCGUAUAACGAAACAGCUGGAAUCCUGCCGGAUGGAGAGAAACUGGUGUUAAAAGGCAUUCGCCAGAAUUCAGCUGGUUAUUACGCCUGUUCAGCGAUUAACUCCGAAGGUGAAACAUACAGUGCUCCAUUUGAACUCGGAGUGCAAUACGCUCCUCGAUGCAAAAAAGGGUAUGAGAUAAUGCGAGUUGGCGCCCUUCCCUUUGAGACACUAGUGGUCCAAUGUCACGUAGACGCUAUUCCAGACGUUGCCCGAUUUUCCUGGACGUAUAACACCAGCAAGGGCGUUCUGCCCAUCCAGGGGGGUAAAAUGGAAAACGAGGGCAAUGUGUCGAUAUUACGCUUCACACCUGGAUCUGACGAUGUCGAAUCUCUGGCGUGCUGGGCCACUAACAGCGUAGGGAGACAGGAGAAGCCAUGCCUUUUCUUUAUCGUGCCUGCGGAAGCCCCUGAAUCGCCGAGAAGUUGUCUUGUUAGAAACGCGACACAUGGAGAGGGCCUGGAGGUGUCGUGUAUCGCCGGCAAAGAUGGCGGAUUACACCAAAGUUUCGUCCUCGAAGUUUCCGACAUCUCCGUACCUUCCAAUCCUCCAGGUGUUACCACGCUUAGCGAUCAAGGUGAUCUACCUCCACCAAAAUAUCGUGUUCUAGGGGAACGGCCAGUCUUCCGCCUUCACAGCCUUCAACCUGGAAAAGACUACCAAGUGGCGGUUUAUGCUGAAAAUGCAAAAGGAAAAAGCUACCCUCCUGUGAUAUUACCUAAUGUUAGGGUAGAAAACCCCAUGUCUUCUCAGUAUUUUAACGCAGAUGAUGCCCAAUCUUCAGAAGUUGUACCAACUGCAGAAAAUUCCACAUCCAGUAUGAACUUAACUGCUAUAAUAGUAGGUCUAGCUUGUGCUGCUGUCAUUCUAAUAAUAAGUAUAGUAUCAGUAUCUGCAAUUCUCGCCUGCAAAAAACCAAAAACUGGAAUUGUCAAGCGAAGAAGAAGUAGCAAACCUCCUGAUGAAUUUGAUUUGUCCGAGGAUGGAUUUGGAGAGGGAUUUCAUAGACGAAGUGCACAGUAUAGAGCAAGUAUGUAUGGAGAAUGUGAAGAACGAAUAUCCAGAAUGAUUGAAGGUCCGGAUUUAAUAUUUUCUCCAAUAACGAACUCUCAAAACAGCUUGGAGUUCUAAAAAUAUUAACAUAUUUUAAAAAUAAUAUAUGUAUAAAUAGCUUAGCACUAAAGAUAUAAUUUAAGACCAACUUUUGUGCCAUCUGAGUUAAUAAAUUUUUAAGCAACAAAUUACUUAUUAUAAUGAUAUUAUGUGUAUAUAUAAAAUGUUAGAUAUUAAUGUACUAAAACAUAGGUAGCAGUCAUAUUUUUUUAUUAAAGAUAGCAUGUUAAAUAGCAAGAGCUUAAAAAUUUACUGGUUAUAUCAUUAAGAAAACAAUGAUACACGAAAUAGGUAGAUAAUGAAAAAUUGAAGGUCCUCAAAUAAACUAGAAUGACAAUCCUGCUGAAAUACUGAAACAGGAUGGAAAUCAAAGGCAUUAGACUGGUAAACGAGACAAGAGAAGAAGAGGAGUCUCAUGUUCAAAAAUUGCUUGCACAAAAAAUAUUACAGUACAAUAUUAAUAAGUACAAUUUUCCAAAGUUUCAAAUUUCAAAGUCAGAGAGAACCACAACUACUGUAUUACGAAUACAAAUUAUUUUAAUGUAGUUUUUUUUUAGUUUCACCAAAUGUAAGAGUUCAUUAUUGUUUUUGUUUGUGUACUUUCUAUGUUCAUGUGUAUGAAAGUUUAUUGGAUUUGAUAAUUAAGAAAACGUUUUAAAAAAUACAGUGUGCUCAAAGAUAGGUAGAUUAGUUAUAAUACAAUGUAUAGAAUUUACAUGAAAAAUGUGUAUUAUAGUAGCAAAUUUUCGUUAAUAUUGUUACAAAAACGAAUAAAUAUUUCAAAAAAUAUUUAUUGAUUAAAAAUAUUAAUUAAAUAUUAUCAAUAAUUGAAAUCGUGUAAAAAUUUUUGUAUCAUUAUCAUUUGCUUGUUCCUGCUAUUCUAUUAUCCUAUGAUCUUUAGUUUUACAAUAUAACCCUUUUUAGUUUUAAGAAUACAUUUAGGUAAUUAUUUUCUGUAGUUACAAACUUUUGUACCAUUCUAGAGAUCUAAAAUUAUUUAUUUUUAUGGUAAAUAUGUAAGAUGUAUAUUUUUUAUUUGUCUAGUUUUUUAAAGAAUUAUCAUCACUGUCAAACAUAUAAAAAAUUUUGUAUCUCAGGUAUUCAUUUAGGUAAAUAAAUUCACCAAGAUGA